Molecule: messenger RNA, 2817 nt
Organism: Saccharomyces mikatae IFO 1815
Lineage: Eukaryota; Fungi; Ascomycota; Saccharomycetes; Saccharomycetales; Saccharomycetaceae
Gene: EPO1
Product: Epo1p
Exons: 1
Coding region: 1-2817 (938 amino acids)
Source: RefSeq, a predicted model, not a curated record
AUGGAUGCAGGCUUAUCAACCAUGGCACCAAGAAACGGUCAGUCUUCCGCAAGAGUUAAAUUAAGAAACAAUCUCUUGAAUAGUGACAUAGGAGACAUUGACAUUCGAGAUGAGAGUCCAAUUUCAAAAAGCGACAAUGAUAGGAAUAACAACAACCAACCUUUUUCCAUGUCUCUACAGCAGCAACAGCAAUACUAUGGUAAUGAUAUCAACGAAGUUCCAAUGCAAAUGCCACUGCAGCAACGUCAGAUUCCGAUUCAAAUGUACUCACAGCAGCAACGCCAGCAACAACAAUACAAUCUCGGGUAUUCUAAUCCACCCUUGAACGGGAUACCGGUAUCACAGCAUAAUUUUACCAAACCAUCACCGAGCAGUAAUCACAAUGGUGUUAAUAGUAAAAAGGCUUCCUCUUUAACCCAAAGCUCAUUUUCCAAUUUUUUCAAACAUAAACAUCAAUUUGGGAAAUCGAAGAAGAACGCAAAGGGAGUGGGAGAUGGUGAUGAUGACGAGGAAGUUAUCCUAGAAGACUCCGCAAAUGCAGACCUAACAUUUAAUGAUAUUCAAACACUCGGUCACAAAGGUGGUGACAAAUAUGGAUAUGGUGGCGAUUCGGCUCCUAUUAUCCCCACAUUAGUAACUAGAGAUCGCGGGACUAUGAGUAAUACAGAGUACAGGAAAUAUAUGACUAAUCAAAAGAAAACUGCAAUGAAUGCUAUGGCAAAACAGACAAAAAAUGGUGGUGCAGUCUCACUGCCACCCCGAGCAAUGUCUUUGCAAAGUUUCCCCAAUGGUAACCCUUUAAUGCAAGCACCCGCUCCUCAUCCAAACUUUCCACCAAAUAACAUGGUGGGUCCCAAUUAUUCAAGAGCGAAUUCACUGAUGACUGGCCCUCCCAGACAGUUCCAGCAACCGCAACAACAACAAAGAAUGCCACCGAUUAAUUAUUACAACAAUCGCCCAGGUCAGUUCCAAAAUACUACUCAGCCAGUUAUACGUACUGGCCAACAACAACCUCAACAACCUCAACAACCUCGCACCAUGUCAUUGACAAAUGCCCCAAGAUAUUCGCCCCAAAAUCCUACACCAUUCGUACUUCAACAGCAGUUAUCACAAAGGCAACAACAACCCCAGCAGAUGUCGGAAAACUAUCGUACAAUGUCACUACAAACUCAAAAUGUUCCCCAAGGUUUCCAACAGUGGACUUCAAGUGACAAUAAUGCUAGAGCUGUACCCAUCAGGAAACCAGCCGAUCAAUCUCCAAUUUCUUCAAGAAAUAACUCAGCUCACUCAAUACCAAUACCGAGCAUACAAAAUAAAUCAUCAAGUACAUUUUCCUCUUCUACAUCUUCCAUAGAUGCUACAGCAAUCCCUGAUUUAAAAAAACAGAGAUCUUCGCCAUUAAAGAAACAAAUAAACAACAAUCAAACCAUUGUAGAAAAGGGGAAAUUAAAUGUUUUACAGUUAUCUGCACCUCAGCAAAAAGAACUAAAGGAAAAAGAGACGAAACUAGCUGAAAUGGAGAAAUCUUUACGUGAGAGGGAAAUGCUAAUAGAAGAAAAGGAACGAGCUAGGAAAAAUGAUGAAACAAGUGGAGCCUACGAAGCUUCACAUAACUCAGAUGAUUUGAAUCUAAGACCUACAAGCGCGUUAGAAACAGGCUUAGGAGAUCUUACAUUAGAUGGUGAAGGUGUAGCGGCCAAUAGAGCAUCCCUGGUGACUUUUUCGUCAACAUUUAGUGAUUCUCCCUCCAAGCAGAGAAUCAUCAACACUAGGACUGGUAUGUACAAACUAGAAAACUCUACCGAUAUUAAUGAAUACGUGACGGCACAGGAGUUUCCUUCGCCUGAACAACAUAGCGCCAAUGUAGAUAAUGAUGAAGCUAACGCCAUUAACGGAGCCGAGUCGAAUAAUAGUAAUAGUAAGAGAGCUUCUUUUUUACACUCAAUACCGGAAAGAGAUCCCAAAAGAAACAUUUCAGAUUCUACCAUUAGGCGCCGUCAGUCCGAUGAUAAUGACAAAAGGAUAAGCAAUGUCAACAUAUCCAUGAAUCAAGAAAAUAUCAACAAUGAUACUUUCUUAUAUAAGAAAAAUAAUCGCGAUGGCCACUUGUCAGCAGCUUCAUAUAUGUCUAGCUCUUCGCGAAAAUCACUUAUUUCUAAUACGCUACCCUUGAAUAUCGAUUCUACGUCUGAAUCCGAUAAUUUUAUACCACAUAUGGAUUGCUCACCCUCCAAAAGGGAAGUUUCCACAGCUAAUCACGGUAAGGGCGACACAAAUGUUUCUGAAGAGGACUUCAGUUUUGAUAAUACCUUGGCAAAAACAUAUGAACCAUUAUAUACAAAAAGAGGAGACUUGACUCACGCCAUUUCAACUGAUGGAGAAAAGGGCUCCGAGUCCAAGAUGAUAACAAUUUCUGGUGAACAGUUGAAUUUGAUCACAGAAAACAAAGAACUGAUGAAUGAAUUGACACUUGUGUCCACCGAACUAGCCGAAUCGAUAAAAAGAGAAACUGAAUUGGAAGAGAGAAUACGGCUAUAUGAAACGGAUAACUCAACGCCCAAUUUUGACAAUUCUUCAAGUGUAUCUUUUUCUGAUUUUGAAAAGGAACUAAGGAAAAAGUCUAGCAAAAUUGUCCAAUUGAUCCAACAAUUAAAUGAGGAGAGAUUAAAAAGAUUCAUUGCUGAGGAGCAACUAUUACUUCAAGAAAACGGCACCAAACCCAGUUCUAUAGAAUUGGUUGGAAGAAUUGAAAAUUUGAAUAAGCUUAUCGAUGAGAGAGAUUCUGAAAUUGAAAUGCUUAAAGAUCAUUUGCAAUAG